UCCGAGUUUAAUUCACUUACGAUCAGCUUAUCUCUCCUCAUCUCUCAGCAAGCACAGCUUGAUCAACUGGUUGCCUUUAUUUGUCCUGUGCUUGAUAGCCUUCUCCGUCUACUCGCAGUUGCCUUACUUUGGUGCUCUCCAGAACGCCAUGAUCACAGCCGAACUUCUUGUUCCAGCUCAAGCUCUGCCUCUUCCCGUGUGUCAGUCUCUUCUUCUUCAUCAUCCUCGUCCGUGAAUAAUGAUCUUAUUUCUAUACUACCUUCCUCAUCUUGUGUGACUGGCCUACCAACGAGUAAAUUACUCAAUGGGAAUACUGUAUCCACAGUCUCUGGAGUUGUAGGAAUUGGCACAAAUGAAUCUUUGUUUAACGACUAUAUUGCUACUGGAGCUUCUAGCUCGGAGCAGAUCCGCGGCGCCACCGCUGCUUGCAAUCUAGUGUUGUUAAUCACCAAAUUAAUAGCCCGAGUUACUGUAGGUCUACCUGAUUGGAACGAUGCCCACGGUCGCAACCGUCUACUCGUCACAUACUUGGCGGGUGCUGUUGGUCUCUCAUCGGAAACAGGUUAG
Molecule: messenger RNA, 567 nt
Organism: Protopolystoma xenopodis
Lineage: Eukaryota; Metazoa; Platyhelminthes; Monogenea; Polystomatidea; Polystomatidae
Source: the annotation of a GenBank genome assembly